This is a messenger RNA of Pelobates fuscus (common spadefoot toad), 7724 nucleotides long. RefSeq names its product HEAT repeat containing 1 (gene HEATR1). Gene Ontology annotation, molecular function: snoRNA binding. The record is from RefSeq and is a predicted model, not a curated record. Gene Ontology annotation, cellular component: 90S preribosome; small-subunit processome; t-UTP complex. Gene Ontology annotation, biological process: positive regulation of transcription by RNA polymerase I; maturation of SSU-rRNA from tricistronic rRNA transcript (SSU-rRNA, 5.8S rRNA, LSU-rRNA). Bases 112 to 6567 code for a protein of 2151 amino acids. The transcript is spliced from 44 exons. Lineage: Eukaryota; Metazoa; Chordata; Amphibia; Anura; Pelobatidae.
GUUGUCCAUGUGGAGUGAGUGCGAAGCAAGGCAUUGCUGUGAGAUCUGCAGAUCUGGGCGAACUUUCAAACCAGUCUAUCACAUCACAAGAAAAGUCAACGGCCUGCAGAGAUGACUUCUUUAGCUCACCAGCUUAAGCGCCUUGCACUCCCUCAGAAUGAUUCCAGUCUGUUCAGUCGGAAAGUGGUUGCCUCCCUUCUCUAUGAUGCCGCAGAAGCUGCAAACAUUGACCGAGAAACAUUCUACGCAUUAGGAUGCACAGGCCUUGAAGAGCUCAUAGGCAUCGACUCUUCUUUUGAACCCUUCGAACACACUUUGUUCAGCCACACUUCGAAAAGCUUGGAGCGCAGUGUCCAGACAAAGGCAGUGAACGAACAGCUGGAUGAAAGCAUUGCCACUUUCCUCAUACACUUGUCCCCAUACUUCAUGCUCAAACCAGCCCAGAAAUGUCUGGAGUGGUUAAUCCACAGAUUUCACAUCCAUCUUUACAAUCAAGAUAGUCUAAUUGGGUGUGUUUUACCAUAUCACGAGACAAGAGUGUUUGUUCGAGUCAUUCAGCUGCUGAACAUUUCAGAUCCAACUCACAAAUGGCAUUGGCUACAUCCAAUCCAGACUCCAGGUGUCCCCCUUGCCAGAAGCACUCUGAUCACACAUUGUCACAAGGACAUGGGCUUUCUGGAAUACAUUUGCAAACUGGUGACCAAAUCUAUAAAGGCAUUUACUGACGAUUCAGGGAAGUCUGGAAAAUUGAGAGUGUUGUUGUCUUUCUAUGUAUCCACGAUCGUGGCUGCUUUGGAUGCAGCAGAAAAGGUUUCUGACUCUCUGGUUGCAAAACUAAUUCCAUAUGUGCAAAAGGGUCUGAAGUCUUCUCUGCUUGCUUACAAAGCUGCCACUUACAUGAUAAUCUGCCAAUUGUCAUUGAAAACCAUGAUGGCUCCGGAACUGGUCAAAGCUCUAGCAUCACAAAUUAGCCGAAGCCUCGUAAAAACUUCUUUCAUGAUCCGUGAAGGCCUAGGCUGUCUGAUUAUCCUGUUGCAAAACCAAGAAUCCAGGGACCUUGGGAAAAAACCAUUUAGAAUGCUUUGCAAAGCCCCCGACCUAGUCCCUGUCCUGAAGGGGAUUGCAGACUCGUAUGAUACCACUCCUCUGUUGGAAUACCUCCUACCAAACUUAGUACGUGGGCUAAUCCCUUCUUCUACAGCAUCUGUAGAGGAAAGCUCAGCAGAGCCCAGUUUUGACGUUUGUAAAGAAAAUCUGGAAGCAAUUCUCCAUGGCAUACCUCUUGAGAAGGAUUUAGAUAAGCUGUUAGCCCGCACCCUCCUUGAUGAAUUUCUCUCCUACGGAGAGAUGCAUCUGUCAGAAUCAGACAAAAUUUCAUCGUUGGGCCAGAGUCUCCUGCCCCUCAUCAGACUCUUGGAAAACAAGUAUCCUGAUUCUCUCGAUUCUGUGUUGGCGAACCGACUGAAAGAUGUUGCUGAGCAGGAGAUGCAAGAUGUAUUUCACCAAUUCAUUUCACUGUCCACCAGUGGUGGUAAAUAUGAGUUACUGGCUGACUCUGACACAUCUCUCCUGCUAAGCUUGAACCAUCCACAGUCUGGUGUGAGGCAGUUGGCUCUUCAACACUUGAAAGAAAUCAUUGCAACAUCUAAGGCAGGGUUUGAUGAGUCCUUUAUACAGGAAGCCAUUAUUGCUCGACUUAUGGAUGAAAACAUUGAAGUUGUCAUGUCUGCCUUGGAUGCCUUCAAGAUUUACAGCACCCAUUUCAACAGAGAUGCCACAAUUUCUAAUCUUUUGCCACUCUUUAAACGCAUCGACCUCUCUCAAGACAAUGAAUGGUACAGAGUUCUUGAAGAGGCAACAGUUCUGCUGGUCCAGGAAACGUCAAUAAAAGAUGAUCCUGCCCUGAGCACUGGAAUGUUAAUGAUCCUGAUGCCAUACUUGGUGUUUACAAACAGUGACACGAACUCUGCUGAACAGAAAAUGGCCCAGUAUCUGGCAAGGAGUGGUAUAUGUGACCUUCUUCCUCUCCUGAAGGGCUGGCCGGAAGUGCUUGAUGACACAGUAAAAAAUGCUAAGCCUGCACAAAUACUUGCUCUGGUAAAUGGCAGUCUGGUCCGACUGUUGUUAAAGAAUAUGACUGCGCUGGAUGCCUCUUCUUGUUUGCAAAUGAUGGAACUCAUGAUACAGGAAGUUGAAAACGAUUCUGACAAGGUGAGGCAGAAGGUAACAUUCCACCUUGUCUCCUGCGCUCUCAUCCAAGCAUGCUGUAGCCAACAGGACCUCAACACCGCUGCUCAGGUUUUCCAGCUACUCGAAAAGAGAAUUAAAAUGAUUGAUGUAUCAGUAUCAACAGAGGAAAUCAACAAAAAAUGGCUUCUGGACACUAUGAGUGAGGAUCAUCUACAAGUACAACUGUUAAGUGAAUACAUAGAAAAACUUAAUGCUGGACACUCUACACUCAAGGAAGAAGCUGUUUUGCAUAUGGUUCUUUUGAGAAGCUUUAUACGCAGUCUCCGGUGUCCAGAUUCCUUUUCUAAAGGUGAAGUUUGGUGGAAUCCCGAGACUAUGGAUAGUCCGAGCAAAAUCUACUUGCAGAUCCUCAUUGGCCUGUUUGAAGUGAUCAUUUGGGGUGCCAGUGAAGGUCCAUAUGCCAUCAACUUUAGAGCUCUCAUGGGUUGCUUAUUUCAGGUACACCUAACAGAUCAUGUGGAACUUUUUAGUUUUCUAUCUGUCUUGUGGACAUACAGCUGUAAUCUCUCCAAACCUUUGGACUGCACAGUAAACGCAAUUCUCCAAACCCGCGCACUGUAUAUUGGUCACAAUUUACUGGCAUCCCAGGCAGCUCAGAAAAAGAGACAAUUUACUUCCAUCUCCUUCCCAGUAACUGUAUCUUUGCUGGUUAACUUGAUGAGCCCUGUGCGAGAGGUUCGCAGGGCAGCCCUCAUCUGUUUACAGGCUCUCUCUCCUGUAAGGGAUUCCCCAUUCAUUCCUGUUCUACAAGGUGUGCUGCAAAAAUCGGAAGAAAUAGUUGCUGAUUCUACGUAUGUGGUUCAGACGUUAGGUUGUGUGUUUGAGGACUUGCAGGCACAGAAACUUUCUGUUGCUUUGGAGAAUCUUCUUAGUCUUCUACAGUCACCCAGCUGCCCGUCCUAUAUUGGGAAAGUAUUGAUGAAGACACUUGGUGAUGUCAAUGGAGAGGUUCUCCUCACGCAGCUCCUGCCUGUGUUGGAAACUUUGUUGGACAUGGUUUCUUCUCCUACAAGACAGAUACUGAAAGAUCAAGCUGUUCUGUUGCACCUCUGCUUGUGCAAGUUUAAUGAGCAUUCUGCCCCACUUCUGGCCAAGAACUCCCAAUGCCUGGAAAUCUUCAUUCGAGCAUUGCAGACCACUCAGACCUCCCAUCCAGGAAUGCCUUCUCCGCAAAUCAUUGCGCUCGGACAAAUCACCAAGUCUUUCUUUGCCGCUCUGGAAGAUGGAAGUGUUCAGCAGAAAAUUCUGGCUGUUCUUUUUGAUCUUCUUUCAAACUGCAAAAAUCCUGUCUGCGGCCAGGCUGUUAACAGUUCAUUUAAAGCAAUUUCAAUAAAUGCAGCCCAUGUCAGCGCAGAGCUUGAACCUCCAGGAAGAGACAAAAGUGUUAGUACUGUCCGUCAAACUAGGAGAAGUAAAAUGCAGCAGCAGCAGCAAAGGAAAUUACAAGCUCCCGAUAACACACCAGAAGAACAAAAUAUCAACUGGCCAAGGACCACUAUUAUACUGGAGCUGCUACAACACAAGAAGAAGAUUAAAGACCCACAGCUCUUAGUGCCAUCACUCUUUUACCUUCUCUCCAGGUGCUUAGAAAUUUCAGCUACUGAACAAGAGAAUUUGGAAUACACUAAGCAGCUGAUCCUCAGCUGUCUGCUUGGCGUCUGUCAAAAGAUUGUAUCUGAUGAGGAAAGAAACCCAAAAGAUGUCCUGGAUGAGGAGAAAUUCAAUGUGGAGUUGAUUGUGCAAUGUGUCCGGACCUCUGACAUGCCACAGACACACCACCAAGCCCUGCUACUCCUUGGAGCUGCUGCUGGAAUCUUCCCUGAUAAAGUCCUGCACAAUAUUAUGCCUAUUUUCACCUUCAUGGGAGCCAAUGUCAUGCGCCUUGAUGACACCUACAGCUUCCAGGUCAUCAGUAAGACUGUGCAAACUGUGAUCCCUGCACUUAUACAGGCAGGUGAGGGAGCAUCUGAAGAGGCCAGGGAAGAUAUGGAACAGGUGGUCGGAAACAUUAUCCAUGUAUUUGUGGAUGCGGUUCCUCAUGUCCCAGAGCACCGGCGGUUACCCAUUUUGUCACAGCUAAUCAACACUGUUGGGCCAAAGAGAUUCCUCUGGAUGCUGCUUGUUUUUGUUUUCCAACAACAUGUUACAAAAACUGUUACUAUGGCAACCAAUGGAGAAAAGGAUGCAGUACUGGAGAGAGAUACCGAGUUCUGGGUAUCUAUCUGCUGCGAAUUUAGUGUCUACGAUCAAAUUGAAAGUUUGAUCCAAUUACUGCAAUUCCUUAGCAAGCUACCAGAAAAUAAAGAUGAAGAUGAGCACGAGAAAAAAACAAGUAAGGCACGGAAGCCAAAAUCCCAGGUUCCUGAAGUGGAUCUCUUUAACAUGGAGACUCACUCUGCUAAGCAGCUUCGACAUUUCAAGUUCCUGUCUGUGUCCUUUAUGGCACAACAUUUAGCUUCACACAGUUUUGUUGGCAAGGUUGUUGAAUGUGAGUUUGCUGAAAAGCUGAAAAAAAUGGAACAGAGGUUACUGGAAGAUGUCCUCCAUUAUAUCCAUUUGAUUGCUGGUUCAGUGGAAAGCAAUGCAGACAAACCCACUGCAAAGUUCUGGCGAGCUCUUCUCAAUAAGUCCUAUGAGAUGUUGGAUAAGGUCAAUGCUUUGCUGCCUACUGAAACAUUUAUCCCAGUUAUACGAGGGCUGAUGUCCAAUCAGUUGCCAUCGGUAAGGCGUAAAGCUAUGGAUCUCUUGAAUAGCAAGUUACAGCACCGAACACAAUGGCAGAGCGAACAGGUUGAAUUGCUACUGGGUCUCAUUCAAGACCUUCUUUCCAUUGUACGUCGCAAACCAAACGUAGAGGAAGAAGAGCAGGCGAUCAACAGACAAACAGCCCUGUACAGCUUGAAGUUGCUGUGCAAAUGCUUUGGCUUUCAGAGGCCAGAGGUGUUUGUUCCAGUACUAAAUGCUGCUGUGGACCUCAUCGCUCCAGAUAGCAAAGAGGAGAGGAAUGUGAUGGGCAGUGCACUUUUGUGCAUUGCUGAAAUCACCAGCACCAUAAAGGCUCUAGCAAUUCCGCAGCUUCCCAGAUUGAUGCCAACACUAUUAACCACGCUAAAGGACAAGAAGGAGCUUCUCAGUAGCGAGAUUCACUUGCUGAGCACAGUGACUGCACUACAGAAAGUAGUUGACACCUUGCCACACUUCCUCAGUCCGUACCUACAGGACUGCUUAAUGCAGGUUGCUCGGCUUGACAGGAUUGCCAGUAAAGUUGGACCAACAUCUCCGCUAUCUGCAAGAGUGACCACACUAAAAACUACUUUCGCGACCAAGCUUCCAGCAAGGGUUGUUCUCCCUGCAGUCAAUAAGUCCUACUGCCAUAUCGCCGACACCCAGCAGCAUAAAUACUUGGGCUCGCUGAUGGAUAUUCUGCGCGAACAUAUUGCCGUAAUGGACAAGCAGCAGCUGACUUCUCACCAGUCGGAGCUCACCACGUUCUUCAUGAAGGCUCUGGAUUACCGCACAGAGCAUAGUCAGGACGAUCUCGAACUCGUGGGCCACACUGAAGGCCAUAUCAUUGACUGUCUAAUCAACAUGGUGAUGAAGCUUUCUGAGGUGACAUUCAGACCACUCUUCUUCAAGCUAUUUGAUUGGUCCAAGACAGAAGGCUGUUCAAAUGACAGGCUAAUAACAUUCUGCCGUUUGUCGGACUGCAUUGCAGACAAGCUGAAGGGACUAUUUACUUUGUUUGCUGGUCAUCUUGUGAAACCAUUUGCUGAAAUUCUAAAUCAAACAAAUGCAGUUAAAACUGAUAAAGCAUUUUUCAAUACAGUCAACAAUGUUGAGAAAAGCGGCUUAAUCCUGGAGUUCGUCUUAAACUGUUUGCACAAAAUCUUCUUGUAUGAUACCCAGCGUUUUGUGAGCAAGGAAAGAGCAGAAGUAUUAAUGAUGCCUCUGGUUGAUCAGCUUGAAAACACACUUGGAGGAGAUGAGAAAUUCCAAGCAAGAGUGAGUGGUUGUCUGGUCCCCUGUAUAGCUCAGUUCUCUGUUGCAAUGGCGGAUGACUCACUGUGGAAACCUCUCAACUAUCAGAUACUUCUGAAGAUGCGCCACUCCUCUCCCAAGGUUCGAUUUGCAGCAUUGCUGGCGUUGGUCGACCUUGUUGAAAAGCUAAGAGAGAACUACAUGGUGCUGCUCCCAGAAACAAUCCCUUUCCUGGCAGAACUCAUGGAAGAUGAAGAGGAAGAGGUAGAACAUCAGUGCCAGAAGACAAUCAAGCAUCUUGAAACUAUUUUGGGAGAAUCACUUCAGAGCUAUUUCUAAGUGAAGAAUAAGACGACGAAAGACAACCUACAACACAAAUUCACACACAAGCUGUUAGAACAUAAUUGAAUAGUUCGUUUUCAUGAUGUUCAUAUGGAAUUUUGUUUAUAUCGAUAUUUUGUACAUUAGACUUGAAGUUUUUCCCCAAUUUCUGUCAGUUAAAUGAAUGCCUGAAAGAAGUGCAGAACUUAAAAUCUCAAUUUAAUAUUUCUUCCCCCCCAAAAGUGGACAGUUUACAAACUCCUCUGUGAAAGUGGGAAUUUUCAGGAAGGUUAUUUCAAAUUUGAAGCAACACUGGAAAAUUCCGCUCAGUUUUUGGUUAAGCCAUUUUGGCCUACAAACUUAAAUUCACUUUGAAGUCCAAACAUUUUCCAGUUUUCGGUAAUAACGGCGCUGGCGUCCAAACAUCCCUGAGGCAUGCAAAAAAAACUAUGGGAUCCUUCAAUGCUUGUGCAGGAAAUCCUGAGUGAGGUUAACCUCAUUUAUAAGUUUGGGAUUAAUAACUAAAUUCCAAUAUCAAGUGAAUUGAAGUCUAAAUCCCCAAAUUAAGGCUGAAAUAGUCAAACAGUGGCUGUCUAACCUGGGAAAUUCUGCAGUCAGCUAUAUUUUUGGCAAAAUGUUGCCAUUAGGAUUUCACCCGAUGUUUGGCUUCACCUGGGAUCUGGGAGUAUUUGCUAGGAAAAGUAGAGCAUCAACCGCACACUUAUACUGUGUGUGUGUAUAGAUGUUACGCUUUACUUUUGAUUCGAAUAUGAAUUUGAAAGAUUAUAAGAUUCAUAGAGAUUUUUUUCGCUCUUUAAACUUUGUACAUGCAUGAUUAUGUGGGUUUUUGUAAAUGAUUGAAUUCCCAUUCUUUAUAGUUUAAAAAGGGCUUUUUCGUACAACAAUUUAAGAUUAGCAGAUAUUAUGAAGAUAUUCUCUAAUUUGUUAUAUUGUAUACCCUGUAUGAAGGAGCUAACAGGAAGGACAUGUGUAUGAAGGGGUUUAACAUGUAAGCAGAUGGCAUCUAAACAAUUAUGGUUUCCCUGAGAGCUUAUGGGAGGGUUCCAAGAAACUCUCUUAAGGAGUACUGAGAUGGUGAUCUAAUCAUUAAACGGUGAUUAAAGGUAACUUGAAAACCGGAUUUGCAAAAUAGUGGAAUAAAUAAAAAAAAAUCC